Molecule: messenger RNA, 2498 nt
Organism: Temnothorax curvispinosus
Lineage: Eukaryota; Metazoa; Arthropoda; Insecta; Hymenoptera; Formicidae
Product: lysyl oxidase homolog 3-like
Exons: 8
Coding region: 506-2026 (506 amino acids)
Biological process (GO): peptidyl-lysine oxidation
Cellular component (GO): membrane
Molecular function (GO): protein-lysine 6-oxidase activity; copper ion binding
Source: RefSeq, a predicted model, not a curated record
CCGCAAAUCAAAAAUAGAAACAUCUCUCAAAGUCUCCCAUCAGGGACUAUGAUAGUCAUAGCUAUUCUAAACGCGCCGACAGUUGACUUAAACGGGUCAUCGGGGCUACGGCUAACGAUUCAGGAAGAGAUCGGCGACGCGAGAAAAGAAACGAUCCGCCAUCUGGACCGAUGAUCUUAUAAGCCGGCGUCACGUUAGAAGCGUGCGUUACGAGACGAAGGAGCGAACGCAUUGCGCGUACGUGUUGCGCGUUCAGUAGCCCGCGGAAUCGUACGCGAAAUGUGCGUGCAUGAUUUUGGUACAAUUAUACUCUUUUCCGUAUUCUUCCUUAGCGAAAGAAUAAUCCGUGGAAAGUGUUGAGUCGUGAGUGUUCGUUGAAACUCCUAUUGUUUUAAAAUUUAAAAUAUCGCGUGCAGUAUCGAACGAUGCAACGAUACGUCAAAUAUGCAAAUUAUGAUUAGACUUUAACGAUUUAUAACGUUGAAGCUUUCAAAACACAAGAAAAAUGAGACUACAAUUGCAACGUGUGGGAAUCGCGUUUAGCUUGAUAGUGCUGUUAUCCGCGUUUGAAUUUUGCACGAGCAACAACGCUACCUGGAUCGGCGGCCGCGGCAAGAAGACGCGCGUAGUCAGGAGGCUAAGAAAGGACUUCCGAAAGUUGAAGAAGCAAGAGGGAGCGUUAAAGCUGAUAGGAGGCGAAAGCGGCGAACACGAAGGAAACGUGGAAAUACUUCACGACGGGAAGUGGGGCAGUAUAUGCGACGACGAAUGGGACGACUUCGAGGCCAAUGUGGUUUGCAAGCAAUUAGGCUUUAACGGUGCAAUUAAAGCAACGACUUAUGGCCACUUCGGUCAGGCCAGAAGAAGAUACUGGAUGGAUAACGUUUAUUGCGACGGAUCCGAGGUCGAACUCGCGAAAUGCCGUUUCGACGGUUGGGGCAUCUCCGACUGCGGCAGCAACGAAGCUGCCGGCGUCAUUUGCUCGCGCGACAAGGAAACGAGAACAUCGUCACCACCAGUCCCGCAAGAGAAGUCACCGAAGGCCAGAAUAAAGGACACGUAUCUGCAAGGCACGGCUUUACGAUUAUCCGGAGGACGAGUACAUUCCGAGGGCCGAGUGGAAAUUAAAUUGGGCAAUGCAGAUUGGGGUGUCAUUUGCGGCGACAGCUGGUCCAUUCUCGAGGCCGCUGUGGUUUGCCGUCAAUUGGGCCUCGGUUACGCCUCUGACGCGAUACAGACUAAUUUCUUCGGAAAUGGGGAAACAAUCCCGGUAUCAAUCAGCGGGGUACAAUGCAAUGGGAACGAGGGGAAUCUGGCAGAAUGCCUACAUGACAAGGUUGCAGAUUGCCCAGGGACAGCGGAGAACGUGGCAGGGGUGGUGUGCCAUCGGGAGAUGGCCGAUCUCGUGUUCGAUCACAUCGAGCUGAUGCGCACAGCACAUUUGGAGGACCGUCAGCUCUAUUGGCUGCAAUGCGCGAUGGAGGAAAAUUGCGUGGCUUCCCAGGCCUACAAGAUGCAACGCGAGUCCGAAAAUUGGCACUUGGAGACGAGACGAUUGUUGCGCUUCACCGCGAGAAUCUUGAACGCGGGCACCGCGGAUUUCCGUCCGUCUGUGCCUAAACACCUAUGGGAAUGGCACAUGUGUCACAUGCAUUAUCACUCGAUGGAAGUAUUCGCCACUUUCGAUGUAAUCGAUUCGAGCGGCAAUAAAGUCGCCGAAGGCCACAAAGCGUCCUUCUGCCUCGAGGACAAUCAAUGUAUGCCCGAAGUGCAACCCAGAUACAAAUGCGCCAAUUACGGAGACCAAGGUAUUUCCGUUAAUUGCAGUGACAUUUACAAGCACAAUAUCGAUUGCCAGUGGGUGGACAUUUCCGAGCUCGAGCCAGGACAUUAUACGCUCAAGGUCGCGGUGAAUCCCGAAUUCAAAGUUGGAGAGAUGUCGUUCGAUAACAACGCGGCGAUCUGCCGUCUGCUUUAUACGGAAACUUUUGCAACUGUCCACAGUUGCAUAAUGGGACGUCCUUGACACGAUGCGCACACGCGAUAUUGCGGGGAUUUUUCUAGCUGGGGACAAUCUACGGGGUGAGAGAUUUAUGUCGGGGCUCGUUGGCGUUGACUGGACAUGACGAACAAGAGGCGACACAUUGCGACCUUGCGAUGUGUAUUGUGUAUAGAAUUCGCGAGUGAAUUUCACAGUUCAGAAACAAAGAACUUCAAUCGGAACGCAAGAUACAUCACGAGAUUAAAAACUGGCAAUCGUUAGAAUGAAUGGAAAAAAAAUCGAGACGUUGUUUUAAAAUUGUUACACUAGUUGAGAGAUCCAUAUUUAGAUGUGUGUUCAGCGUAUUCUUAUACGCGUAAAUUUAUAAUCUUAUAAUUAUUUCUAAUAGAAUUAUAAAGAAAAACUGAUAUAAAAAAAAAACAAUUUUGAGAUACAAGCUCAACUUUAAUUUCCGUUUAUUUCUAAACAGCUAUCCUAUAUUUACUUAUAUCGCAGA